This is a messenger RNA of Bacillus rossius redtenbacheri, 7290 nucleotides long. RefSeq names its product PDZ domain-containing protein 8 (gene Pdzd8). Gene Ontology annotation, molecular function: lipid binding; protein binding. The record is from RefSeq and is a predicted model, not a curated record. Lineage: Eukaryota; Metazoa; Arthropoda; Insecta; Phasmatodea; Bacillidae. Gene Ontology annotation, biological process: mitochondrial calcium ion homeostasis. The transcript has 14 exons. Gene Ontology annotation, cellular component: mitochondria-associated endoplasmic reticulum membrane contact site. The coding region runs from base 397 to 3462 and encodes 1021 amino acids.
AAUUUUUUUAUUAUUUUAGUUUGAUUGUUAACUUUGGUAGUUUGACAGUUUAUAGUCUUUAUAAAUAAAAAAAAAUUGUAAGUCCAGAAAAUACUUUGUUUGGUUAUCCAGUUAAAGUAAUUUUUUUAUUAAUCCUCCACAAUUUGUAGUUAUAUGAAUAAUGUGUAUGAGAUGUAAUUCCUUGAAAAUUCUCAUUUUCAUUCUGUCCAUAAUGUUCAGGGAUUUUGAAGCUUUAUAUGGCACUUUCAUCGAAUGAAGACCAGGAAGUGAGUGGAGUUUAUUUAUUUGCAGCGGAGCGAUGGAGCAGUGCUGACGAAGGCAUGACAGUUGGCAGGUAAGACGAGGCCGAUGCGGCUCACCAGGCAGCUGGGUAGAAGGUGAUGAAGCAGCGAAGAAAUGGAUGUGUUGCUGGUACUGUUCCUCAUGCUGUUGUCCCUGGUGGCCGGCAUUCUGCUCACCGUCGCGGCCCAGUGGUUCCUCUUCAGCAGCUACGUAAUGCGGCUGCCCUAUGUCGGCCCGCCAGCCAAGCCCUUCGUCGGCCAAGUGCGCCUUCCUCAGAUGUUGAUAGAGGCGCUUCAGAGCAUUGAUGUCCCCAAGAAAGAGAGUUGUGUGGCGAUCAACUUGCUCUUCCAGUUCCUCUUCAAAGAACUUGCCACCACGCAGAAAGUGCGCCGCUGGUUCAGGCACAAACUGAGCUCGGAGUUUGAGGAGCUGCUUACGAGGACGACAACUGGGAAACUGUUUGACAAAGUUACAAUUCGUGACAUCCACUUGGGUACUCAUUUCCCGGCAGUGAAGAGCAUCACAGUGAAGGACACAGUGAUUCACGAAGGCACUCACCACUUGGACUUGCUGGAACUGUGUGUGGACUUGGAGUAUUCGGGAGGAUUCCAACUGUCCAUUGAUGCCAACAUGCUGUUGGGGAAAGCAGCAUUUUUGUCUGUGAAAGUGAACCAUCUGUCGGGCCUGGCGAGGCUGCAGUUCUCGAGGCACCCCUACACCCACUGGUCCUUCAGCUUCUACAGCGACCCGGUGUUGGAGCUGCAGGUGGAGUCUCAGUUCCAGGGCCGCCCCUUGCCGCAGAUCAACUCCAUCAUCGUCAGCCAGAUACGCAAGUCCUUGAAGAAGAAGCACACUCUCCCAUACUACAAGCUACGCUACAAGCCAUUCUUUGCGAAGUGUGAGCCCGGGGAAGGCGAAGACGAGUGGGCGAGCCACACAGUGUGCCCAGGAACCCUUCAGGUCACAGUGGCAGAGGUCACUAGGCUGAUGGCAUGCCUGGUUCAAGGGCCUAUUUACUGCUCCCUUGCAGUGGACUCGCUGGCCUGGGUGGAGAUGUUCCACUCGGAGACUUCCAGCUACGUGACGCUGGACCUGACGGUGCGCCGGCGCAGCCCGCAGCCGCUCGGCCUGGUGUUCAAGCAGCAGUUCGUGUCGGACCGCUACCAGGCGUGCGUGCUGGUGGAGUCGGUGGCGCCCGGCAGCCCCGCCGCGGCCGCCGACGUGCGUCGCUGCGACGUGCUGGUGGCCGUGGACGGCCGCAAGGUGGGCUCCAUGGCGCAGGCUGCCCGCCUCGUCAAGGGCGCCGGCGAGAGGUUCACGCUCCGCGUCGAGCGCAAGCUCGCCUGCCGCCUGCAGCUCACCGACAAGGACAUCAUCAUGGAGCAGGACGGCGACCCUCCUGCGUUGAAGGUCAACGAGACGAUGAAGUCAUCUUGCCAAAGCUCCGUUCCUGGAUCGCCCGUCCUGGGCCGGGCGGGGUUGCGCCAGCGACGUGGCUCCGGGGACAAAACUGAGAGUGACAGCAGCAGCUCUAGCCCCGCCUCUGUCCCAAGUUCCCCGGCAAGAAAACCAAGUGUACUGAACCAUUCGAACCAGUCGAGUCCCGAGCACCAAGCCAAAGCUAGCGAUAAGCGGUAUUCUCUAGAGAACAGGGACGAGAGGGUUGACGUGGAAGGCACCAGCAGUUUUCUGCAGAUUCACAGGACUAAGGAAAUUCCAUUCUGCCAGGUGAUGCAGUUUGAGGAAACGGUGUCGUUCCACGUGGCGGAGGACCACCGCUACCUGAACGUGAGCGUGUGGAGCAAGGCGGGGGCGGAGGGUGCUGCUGGGAAGCAGCCGCCGAGUCCCUCGCCGAGGGGGGAGAGGGACGUGCUCCUAGGGCACGUUAGCAUCCCGCUGGCUGCCAUCGCGGCCGAGUGCGGCUGCACUAGCCUGGGCCACCACAUUAAGAGCUUCUCCCUGCUCCCGCCGGACCCCCACACCGCUAUGAGCCAGUCCCACAAACUGUCAAGCCACUCGGGUUUCGAGCCAUGCCUGUGCUACGGCGACAUCCUGCUGUCCUUCCAAUACGCGUCCCGAGCAGGAUCCGGGCCGGCGCGGCUGCCGGUGACUCCCUCCGAGGCAGUUCUGCCACUGCCACUCCCUCAGCCCGGCCCGGCUGUGGACCCGGACCGAGCCAGCGAGCACGUUUUCAUCAGGACUCACUUCCAUCGCACCACCCAGUGCGAGUUUUGCGGCAAGAAGAUAUGGCUGAAGGAUGCGGUGCAGUGCCAGAACUGUUCCAUGACGUGCCACAAGAAGUGCGUGGUGAAGUGUCAGAGUGGCACGGUGUGCGGGGUCCAGAGGCGGGCUUCCACCGCCCCUACGGACACGACGGCACCGGACCACUUGGGUGUCCCGCCACAGUCCCGGAGAGGGUCGGCCCAGCCAGAAAUCAUCACCACUGCGGCCGAUGAUGACGAAUACGUGCAGCAGGCUCCAGGUCACCGCCGGAGAAUCGGUAGCCUGCUGGCGACGGUUGCAAGCGCCGCCCAGUCACGCGGGCUGAAGCGGGCCGGCUCCGCCCACAGCCUGGCCCUGCCCACCUCGGCUAGUUGUAGUCACCUCUCUCGUAGCCUUCCCCCUUCCCCCCAGCGCUCGCCCGGCGUGAGUCGCAAGGCAUCCCUGGCGGGCAGCCCGUUCCAGUUCCCCCACUCCCCUCUGGACGACGACGUCUCGGCGGCACUGGAGCACUUGCUGCAGCACCCCAACGACGAGGACCUCAUGAACAUAGCCAAGUCCACGGGGAAGGACCUGUACGCCAGCCUCUCCCUCACCGAGCGCAAGGAGAAGAUAAACAGCAUGAUAGUGAAGCUGAAGGCAGCGAUGGAUGCGGAGACGCAGUCGCGCAUGCAGCUGGCCAGGGAGGAGCAGGAGAACAAGGACCCGGAGACCAGCACGCGGGUGGCGUUCCUCAUCGGCAAGUCGGACCAGCGCGUGCAGGCCUUGGCAGUGCUCAUGCUGCACUUCUGCGCAGGCCUGCAGCACACCCAGGACCAGGACGAGUCCAACAAGGUGACCCACCCUCUUCCCUUUCUCCAAGUGUGGACGCCAACAUCGAGUGGCUGGUUUGCCUAUGGAACUAACUUUCAAAACGAACGUGUCUCAUGGCAGGUGCAACCAUUAUGGUGUCGAGUUUAGAAAAUCAAACACAGUAGUGUCUCGAUUGACCGAGUUUACUGUGGAUCAUGGCAACCUGGGUAAGCAAAAUCUUGGAUAACACAGCUGGCCCGAUAGUAUCAUUUUUCAGGGUUAUGUUUUCCAAUCUUUUCUUUGGUGUGGAUUCUUUCACGUCACUCCAUGAUUUGCCCAACCAGUAAAUGGCAUCUUUGAGGUUAAUAUUUUUUUAGGCUUUCGUCAACAGUCAGAUCGUUUCCUAGCUCAGCGGUUCCCAAUUUUUUUUCGGCUAGGGAACCCUAUGAUCAACUUUUAUUUUGGUGGAACCCCAACUCCAUCAAAGAAAGUUAUUUGACAAUAAUUGUGCCUGUUUUAUAUGACAUUCAUCCUGACUCACAGAACCCCUGUGACCCUGCCACGGAACCCCAGGGUUCUUCGGACCACCUUUUGGGAACCGCUGAGGUAUUCAAGCAAAUUUUUCGACAGUCUUUGCUGGGAAUGGCACUUUGUCGGCUCGGAUAAUACGAAACCUUGGUUAAUCGAGACUACUAUACGAGGGUUUUCUGAAAUGUUUCCAACCUCAAUAUGAGUAUGGCGGCACUCGUCAACAAAAAUUGGGGAAUGUGUUUGCUCAUGCUUUGGAAUGUACUCUCUGAAAUUUCAACUAGUUUGGACAUGCAUUUCUUUUUUAACAAAUGCAUGAGUUUGUGUGAGUCGAUGUGCAUGUUUUUGUUAAUAUGGAAAAUUGAGUAUCGAGCUUUCAUUGAAUAUUUGUUUUUGAAAGGCCAAUACACCUGCACAAAUUAAAAAUGAUUUGGAUGCUGUGUACUGGAACUCUGCACCAUCAUUUACCACAGUGAUAUUUGGACAGCUGAAUUUAAAUAUGACCAUACCAGCUUGGGUGACAAUGAAUGUUUGCAACACCAAAAACUGUGAUGGGGGAAUCAGCUUCAAAAAAGGUAAAGACUAUUCCUUUGGCCAGGAAAGUGGUGGUGAUUGUUUUCUAGGAUAGAUGUGGAGUUGUAUUAAUCGUCUUGGGGAGAAAAAAAAACAUGAUAGGAGAAUACUACACAUAAUUACUUAUAAGCUGAAGGCAGAAAUUGUAGAAAAAGGUUACAUUUGCAGAAACAAAAAAAAAUUUGUUUCACCAAGACAAUUCAUCACCUCACACCUCACCGGUUACCAUAGUGAAAAUCUAUGAAUUGUGGUUUGAACAGCUUGACCACCCUCCUUAGGCAAAAAAAUUUGCUUGUAGGACAGAGAGUUUUGUUGAAUGAGGAGGCCAUCACAUUCUUAAACAACUAUUUUACAGAGACUCGGGCAAACAACUGUCAAAAAAGAACUGCGCUUCCAAAAUUGCUGAAAUUUUAGAGUGUAUAUUCCAAAGAAUGCACAAACACAUUUCCCAAUUUUUGUUGACAAGUGCUGCCAUCUUCAUAAUGAGGUCAGAAACUUUUUCAGACAACUCUCGUACAUAUCUCUUUGUAUGAGGGAAAGUCAUCAAGUUAGUCACAACAAAUAAUUUUAUAAACUUACUGUGAUAAUCAUUUUAAAAUAUUUUGAUUUCUCAAUAUAAUCACUAAUAUUUAUGUGCUUAUCCCAUUGUUUUAUCAGUGCCCCAAUACCAUCUGCAUAAAAUUAUUUGAGUGACUGUCUGAGCCACAUUAGGACAUGCUGCUAUCCUAUCGCACAAUCAUCGAGCACCGUCCACCAUUUUUAAACUCAAUGGCACAUGUGUGUGAAUGCUACCUAGUCAUUAUGAAAUGAGUAUCACAAAUCUGUAUGAUCAUGUCAUCUAUUAAAAUUCUUGGAAAGUACAUGCUUCUACCUACAAGAUACGUAGUUCAAAUCAAUUUGUGACUCUUAAUGACCUUUCAUCAUAUGUCUUUAUUUUCAAUUGUGUGUGUUUUCGUAAUAUUUCUUCACUAUUAAGUUAAAAAUUGUAGUGCAAAAAAUAAAACUUUACAUUGAAUACUUUUUAUUACGUAAUAUCAAUAUGUGUUUGUCAAGUGCAACUUGUAAACUAAUACACAUGCUGUAGAUCUAUAUCCGUCAUUAGUCUAUGGUUUGAAUCCUAAACAUCAACCCACCGGAUCACGAAGCUAGCUGCAGAUCAUUGAGACUUAUCCAAAUGCUUUUGAAAUCAGCAUUCAAGAAACGUCACUGCCUGUAACUGUGUGUUAUUCAGUGCAAACAUAGCCAGGUUUACACCCAAUAAAUUAAGCUGUAAUGUAUAGAAAUUACAGUAGACUCCCGAUUAUCUGGGUGCAGGUUUGCGGAUUAACCAUGACAUAUUUUACUUCCAUAAACCAUAAACUCAAAAAUUUUUUUUUUUUUUUUUUUGUGAUCUAUUGAUGUGACAGAGCAUAUUAUGAUAUGACUCAAGACGAAAAAUGUAGCCAAACAUAAUGCAUACAUAGUUAGUAUGCAUCACACAAACUUCAAAACUGCUAGAGCAAAUUAUAAACACACCCCUGUAAGCCGUGCCUGCUUGUGUUCUACGUGCCCUUGUGAACCGCGCUCAGGUUGGCGCUGACACGGCACAGCUGUUGCCUGACUCGCGUGGGCGAUAACUGGCCUGUGUAGUUUCGAGGCAGCAGUUGCAACGCAGCUGUAUUUUUUUUUCUGUUUUUAUCUUUAGACAGUAAUGUCUAAAGAUAAAUGCAAAUUAAAAAUUAUCGACCAGCUAGACGUCAAAUACGGCUAUGUUUUAGUGAUGUGCACUGCAACUUUUUCCUAUAAAUUACGUCUAACACUUAAGUACCCAUUAUGUACAACCUUAUACACUGUAUCUCUAGAUAGUUGGGUUAAAUUUUUUUAAACCAAACAGGUUUUUUCGACAUUAUUUUAACCAUGUUUUUUGUUUAUCCUUGAAUCCCUUGCCUGUCAUUACCUUGGAUAGUCUGGAGUCUACACUACAGUGAAAGGUCUUCUAUACAGUGCAUUCUGGCUAUACAGUGCAUUCUGGCCCACUGCCAUGCUGGAUUAUGGAACGUCAAUGUAGUGUUUACAAUAAUUCCAAAUGUGAAAUGUAACUAGUUUAAAAAAAAACUGUACUGAAAUGAAAACUGACUGUAACAAUAAACUCCACGUGAAUUAAAAACGUAGACAGUGCAGUCAUGUGACCGGGCGGUCCAGGUCAACAGCUGGAAUGCACCCAAAAAUAUCUGAAUGUGACAGCUCAAUUGGUGCUGGAUUAAAGAAUCUGCAGAACAAUAGAAUACCUAAUUGAAGACCUUUCGCUGUAGCUCCACAUAACUGUAUGUCUUAUUUAACACGCUACAUUAAAAUUACUGAGGUAUGCCCGUUCUCAUUCAUGAACUUACAACUAAGGUUUGGUGUAAAUAUAAUAUACAUUUACAUUUGUGAUGAUUGGAUAAUUUAAUGUUUGAUGCAUGAGGAAAAUUUUAAUUUGCCAUCUGGUGGAGGUAUAAUGAAAUGUAUAUUUAAAGCAUGAACCACGAGCUUCCAAGUUAUAAAUAAGUCUCAGUAACUGGUUUGUAGGAAAAUGGUUUCAUGGUUUGUCAUUAAAAGUUUGUUUUAAAAAAUCUUGUAUUUUCCCCGUCCUGCUCCUUCCCCCCCCCCCCCCCCCAAAAAAAAAAAAAAAACAACUCAUACACACUUGUGGAUAUGUUUUACAGCAGUUUGGUGGACGAAGAAAUAAAAAAAUGCAUUUAAAUACUAUUUUAUUUAUAAGGAUUUUUCAUCACAUAUCCAGGAGUAAAAGUCUCUGAAACUUUCUUUAAAGUUAUUGCUAGAAAGCUUUUUAGUUGUUUUAGUUGUUGUGGCACCAAUUGGCGUAUUAUAAGAUGUGAACUUUUUUGAGAUGGACUGUAAAUUAUUUAAUGUAAC